UCGAACACAGGUAACCGCACGCCUUUCUUUGGCUUCGGUGCGCCCCCGGCCGCCCUUGCGGUAUGAGUAAGCACCGUAUCCACCAGUCUGCGGUAGGCAGAGGGUGUCAUCGAAGUGGGGCAUCUCUCCGCGGGCGAGCUGCUGUUCUGCACAUCACUUACACGGCACCUUCCCGGCUGGAUCCUGGCAACCUGCCCAGGAGGAUGUUUCUGCGUACAGUCUCCGAAGCUGUUGGCCAGCCGAAGUCAGCGUUCAAGUGUGCACUCUAGAAUAACGUGGUCCAUAUUUUGGUAGGAAAGGCUUUUGGAUGCUCACCAUCACGAAAAACAUAAAGCUUGUUGAGAGAUAUCUAUAUUGGAAGGUUUGGCUUUUCUGGAUCUGUUUUUUUCUUGCUCCAACUUAUGAUGGGAGAAAGUCUACUAAAACCUUUGGCACAGCCAGUUUGGGGGCAAAGGUCAAUUGGAAUUGACUAGGGACUUGUGACUUUUAAUUUUGUACUAAUAGUUUAUGAAUGUAGAUGGUAGAUCUUUUAAGACAGCUAAACUGAUCUCAUCUAAGCCAUAUUUUUUCUAUGUGUUUUAUGAUGUUUAAACCAGAGUUUGGUUUAGAUCCAGGAGAAUAUAUUCAUACAGAAGAGUUGAAGGUAUUUGUUAGUUAUCUCAUAUGAGGCCAGUGGUCUGUUUGUGAGCAGCAUGCUACAUCUACAACUAACCACCAAGCUCUGGAGCACCAGAAGGGAGUCUGUUUAGUUCUCUGUAUGUGAUAAUCAGGACCCAGCGUACUGCUGUAGUUUGGGUUUCUCCCAAAAAGCACCCGGCACAUUUGACAAAAAUACGAGCAGCACCGUGUUCUCCUUGUGGAUCAUAGGUAUCAGUUUUCCUGAUACUGCUCUGUCUCUGAGAAUGGAACAUUUUCAGCUAAUCUCCUGUUCAGAUUUCUGUGAAAUACACAAAUACCUGCAUAAAUCUAUGUUUUCUGAUUAAUUUUUUUUUAAUAUCUAAAUUCUGUUUAUUGCUGAUUCAUUUCCGACUUUGAACUUUUGACACCUGACUAGUCAAGUGAAACUCUUCAAAUUCAUGCUCCCUGAACUUGAUUAUGUCCUGCUACUGAGCAAGUGUGUGUUGUGAAUAAAGCUCCAGUUUCACAACCUGAAAUUGUCAGCGAACCUCACUGGAAACAAGUACUAAAGUCACUACCUGGAGAACAGUUUGUGUUUGCUCUUUCAGUGUUGAUGCUAGCAUGGACAGAGGACUUCCCUUAAUUCUCUAGCACAGACAGCUAGGAUGUAAACACCGAUGAUGAAUGCUGCCAUGAUCAUAAUAAACACUGAAAAGGUUUAGAAUCCACUGAGGAUACUGCCUUGUUCUCUCCCAUGUUCAGUACCAUAGUCAGUCUAAGCAUGAUAGAUGCUAAACUGUGGCUUUAGAUGUGGUUGAUUUAAUGUUGCAUCUCAUCCUUCCCCCUCUCCCCAAAGCCAGAAGGGUGGGUGGAAAGAUUCAGGGCUAAGCUUGGCCCUGUUCUUAUGAGUGAAAGCCCAGUCUAAUAUUACUGGCUUGCUGUCUCUCAGCUUUGUAUUGUGUGAACUGUCCACAGGAGAGAAUUUGUUCCAAAACUGUCACAGUCUUCAUCCAGAAGUUGUUCAAAAUUAUUUUUACUACAGUUCAGCAAUUUUAGCACCUGUCUUUGUUACUGAUAUGUAAACUGUGGACAAGUUGUGGGAGUUUCUCACGGAGUGUCCCAUUCAAGCUAGAAAUGUUUGAACUAGUAACUAUUCUCCUUCCCACCUCCCACAUGUCCUUGAAAACAUGUUUAUUAAGUCUCAUUAUUAUUUCUUUUCAAAUUUUCUCCAUACCUGCUCACAUAACUUUAGUAGCAAAGGAUUGUUUUCAGAGAGGAUGCUCAAGUAGAACAGACAUGUUUACUGAGUUGAGAGAGAUAACUGAUAAAUGCCAGUGAAUGAGUUGGUUCUUGCCAUGCUAUAUCAUCAGACCACACUCUGGGUGUGCUAAGACUCUUCUGACCUAGCCAAGCAGUGUCCACUGCAAUGAUCACCGUAAUCUCUAAACUUUGCAGACAGAGUUUUUCCUACGUCCUGCUAUAUUCUCGCUUUUCUUUUCUUUUUCUUUUUUUCUUUUUUUUUUCCAGUUUCAUCUCCAUUUCUGACCUUCAGCAUCAGCAGCGUAUACCCUGCUGCAGCCACCUGACCUGGAGCACUAACGAAUUUAAAGAAUGGGCUCGUCAAGGCCAAGUUGCUUUACCCACACAGACAGCUUUGCCAAGGACUUACCUGAUCUUGGUUGGCUAUAUCACAGAUGGAAGGCAAGAGAACAAAGAAAAGUUGGUAGAUGGUUGCCUAUAUGUAAAGGACAAUACUGGGAUAAUUCCAUGUGAGCUCCUGCAUUUUGAACUUGAGUGGCUGGAGUCACUGGUCGUCUUCCCAAGCUGGUCAUAUAUACCACAGACAGACCAGAGUGCAGCAGGGUACUUGGAAAUCCUGGAGGAUCCAGUGCCAGUAAAUACCCCUAACAAAGUACUUCACAGCAUUCCAGUCACCUACCCAACAUCAGCUGAGCCACUGCUCAACUCCAGGAUUCCAUGUAGGAGAAGAUCAAAUCUUACUGUAGCAGGUGAAUUGAUCAGACUUGGGCCUCUCCUUUGUGUUCGCCACAAGACUUUCUUCUUUCUGUUUCUAAAGUGCUUCACCUCAGCUGUUUGUGUCCCUGUGCUGGUGCAGGAACCCAGCCAGCUGGCAUGGCAUCAUGUCCUCCAGUUGGGUCACAGGUACACAAUAACAGGCCUGAGUAUGUCCAGCCUGAAGAAAUCUGGACAAAAGACGUUUGUCACGAGUGUUCCUUCCUGCCUUCUACCCUACUGUGUGGAGCACGUGAUGGAGCAGCUACUGAACAGUACUUGGCAAGGAGAAUCCACUCAGUCUUCUUCCCUUGAGACUGCUGAGCAGCUCAGUGGCUCCUUGGAGCUGGGAGUUGAAGAGGAGGGGCCAAGAUCAACCAGAGAGUCCAAGAUCAUCUCCUAUGUGGGAAUUGUCACCAAAAUACUCAAUGUCCAAGCUGGUCUCUUUUUACUGGAUAACCAAGUCUGCUUGUGCCUUGCUUACCUCCCAGUGUUGAAAUCUGCACGUGGACUGCGGCCAGGAGCAUGUGUGGAACUCAUCGAUGUCCACCUCCUGCAGAAGCCUCUGGUAUCCUUCCCUUUCGUUGUACUUGGUGCUUGCCUGAGCAGCACUGUUGUGCUGAAGAGGUUUUCAAGGCUCAGCACCCCCUACCAGCCACCGACCUCUUCAGAAAAUCUCUGCUUACAGCUGCUCUUCCGCUACAAUCUUGAUAUGUCACUCUACCUCUGGCUGGUGAGCCUCCUGGAGACCUUUGAGGAGAGGUUUUCUUGUUUCUUUGGGCGCCGUCGACUGCUCAGCUGUACUCACCAAAACCCAGGAGCUGCUGAAAAGUUUCUUGUCCCCCUUCUGCAAGCUAUGGUGCCAGACAGAGAGAAAGCAAGAGAUAUUUAUAACGAAAUUCUGGCAAAAGUACACCACUGUCCCCUGCAGAAAUAUUUGACUCUGGACCCCCCAUGCCAGGCCCCAUCUCUGUCUGCAGUUUGCCAUGUAGCCCAACAGAAGAGCUGGGAAGGCUUCAGUCCAUCACAGCUGCUCUCUCCCUUGGAAGCACAGCAUAUGGGCACCCAGGACCUGAAUCGCAGACUGGUCUGGUCCUACUGCACACUCUCAGCGGGAAGUUUCCAGCCCCGACUAAUACUGCUGGGUGUGCUGAGGGUCUCGUCCAGGAGCAGUUCGCUCCAGCUGCAGGACAAGAGCAGCACGCUUCCCUGUGUGAUAUCCCAGAAGGAUGGUAGCCCCUUUGCCAAUACAGCUCUCAUAGGAUCACUCUUGCAGGUGGAAAACUACCAACUUGUAGUGGAGAGAUUCCUUCAGACUGAUUUUCCCUCCUGGGAGCACCUGGAAAAUCUUGAACAUGUGAGGGAGAAAAAAAACAGUGUCUAUGUGCAGUUCUACUUUGAGGAUGUUCAGGUUCUCCAUGCUGCUGAAGGACAACUUCAGAAAGGCCUUAGGAGUGAAAACAGCUCCUCUUUGAGGAAGAAGAAAGAUGACGAUGUAACGCCUGAGCUGGAAGCUCCUGAGGCAAAAGUGCUGAAAUUGGAGGAUCCCAAGUCAGAUACUCACAGAGAUGAGAACUGUCAGGGGGGGCAGAGUAGCACUGGAACAACCAGCUGUGUAUCUCACCUGUUCUUGGUUAUCCAGAAAGAGGGGCUUAUGUUACGCAAUUACCAACUACCCAGAGAAGAUGGAGAAGGACAGGAGCUGCAGCGCAGUUUCCAGGCCACAGUGCUGUGGCUGGGCAGACCUCGGCUGUGGAGCCACCCUAGAGAAAUUGGGAAUCUACCAGAGCUGGAGGACACCAGUUGUGAUGGAGAAGAGGGCGUGACACAGCAAGAAGCACUGCUCCUCUUUCUGGGAAAGUCUCUACGAUGGUUUCCAUUUCUGCACCAGGAUGGACUGUAUCGCUUCAUUGUGCCCUGCUGCUCGGAUUUGGAAGUGUUUGACAAGCUCUGUUUUCCACCUGUGCCAGCAACCUUCCUGACCAGGCCAUCUUGCCCCCUGUGCCUGCCUGUCCAAGAUACCUGGCACUUACAGCAUGAGACUUGGAUCUCCCGUCUGCCUGAGAGCCAGCUGGCAGCCAGGAUGGUGCUGACAGGCGUGGACCAGAGAAUUUUCUCCAUUCCAGAAGUGCUUAGCAGCAGUUUUACAGGUUCCCUUGUUUCUUUCUCUGGUGAGAUAGUGGAGAGGACCUUGUGUGCCUCUCCCAAGAAUGAGAAGCCAUCUGUGACUGUUCGCCUUCCAAGGCAGAAAGGGAACCUGCUAGCCAGUGAUCACAGUGUGAAGCUCAGCGUCUCGGUUGCUCCAGGCUCCCCUGUUGUGAUGGACAUUUACAUUACUGCCACCUAUCUGCAGCAUCUCUGGGGUUUGCUACCUGGAGCCAAGAUCCUCUUCCAGAACCUGGAACGCAAAAUCUCAAGUCCUGCAGGAGAAGCCUCAUCCCCCUCACUAGUGUUUCUGUCCAACUUACGACCUCACCUGCAAAACCUACCCCGGGCACGGAUUUUAUGCCACUUGUCCUGUGUACUGACUGUGUACCUGCAGUGGGUUUGCUCACUUUGCAGCAGCGUUUUCAAGGAGGGGAGGUGCACCCGACACAAUCCACCAUGUCCAUCACACACAGGAGUGAGACAAGCCAGUGCACGGGUGCUGGUGGAGGACGGAACAGGUGAAGCUGUGGUGCUGUGCAGGAAUGAACAUGUGGCAGCAAUGCUGGGCCUGAGCCUUCCUGAGUGGGAAGCUCUGCAGAACUGUGUGCAGAGCAGGGGCAGCAUGUCCAUUCAGCAUGGGGAAGCUACUGGCACGGGGUGUCUAGAGGAACCUGAGGAUAUUGUUGCUUGCUACCUAAGGAGUCUGUGCAGGAGUCCUCUCAUCUGUCGUCCUAUCCUGCUGGAUUUCAGCCUAGACAGGAAGCCCUCCAAGAUCUUGCAGCCUGCUCCAGCACAGCUGAGAAAUUUUCGGUGUGGUGAAGUGGAGUUUGUGUCACAAGUGGGACCUCGUCUGAGCCUGCUGUGCCUGAAUGUGGAGGAAGUGGAACAAGAUGCCUUACGCUAUCUGAACAGUGAGAGGAUUAGGAGGACAUCCAGUUACUGCUGAGUGAGAGACACUGUUUAACAUCUCUUCCACUGGGAGAAGAAUUAUGGAAAUACCUGCUGGGAUUGGGAGCUUUUUUUAUCUCCUUUCCAGUGGGAGCACAGGCCCGUGAGCACAGGGUGAAGGGUGCAAUCAAGAAACUACUGUGACUUGUGGAAUUCCUGAAUGGUCCUUCUAGACCAUUGUCCACCAGUGCUACUGGGCUACGUUUUGGAAGAAAAAUAUUCAAUGCUUCCUAGGUGAUAGCCAUUGCCUCAGGCCUAGGGCACACAAUGUGUGUAUUUUAUUUGGUAGUAUCUACUAAAUAAAGCUAUUAAAAUAGUAUUUUAAAAACA
Molecule: messenger RNA, 6057 nt
Organism: Lepidothrix coronata (blue-crowned manakin)
Lineage: Eukaryota; Metazoa; Chordata; Aves; Passeriformes; Pipridae
Gene: CTC1
Product: CTS telomere maintenance complex component 1
Exons: 21
Coding region: 2045-5725 (1226 amino acids)
Biological process (GO): telomere maintenance via telomere lengthening; positive regulation of DNA replication
Cellular component (GO): CST complex
Molecular function (GO): telomeric repeat DNA binding; single-stranded DNA binding
Source: RefSeq, a predicted model, not a curated record